Molecule: messenger RNA, 945 nt
Organism: Equus quagga
Lineage: Eukaryota; Metazoa; Chordata; Mammalia; Perissodactyla; Equidae
Product: olfactory receptor 10R2-like
Exons: 1
Coding region: 4-945 (313 amino acids)
Biological process (GO): G protein-coupled receptor signaling pathway
Cellular component (GO): membrane
Molecular function (GO): G protein-coupled receptor activity; olfactory receptor activity
Source: RefSeq, a predicted model, not a curated record
UCCAUGGCCAAUUCCUCCUGUGUUACUGAGUUCCUACUGCUAGGUUUCUCCAGCUUUGGGGAAUUGCAGCUUGUCCUCUUUGUGGUCUUUCUCUGCCUCUACUUGAUCAUCCUGAGUGGAAACAUCACCAUCAUCUCCGUUAUCUACUUGGAUCACAGCCUCCACACACCCAUGUACUUCUUUCUAUGUGUCCUCUCUACCUCUGAGAUCUUCUACACAAUUGUCAUCCUGCCCAAGAUGCUUAUCAAUCUGCUUUCUAUACUCAGGACACUCUCCUUCAUGAGUUGUGCCACCCAGAUGUUUUUCUUUCUUGGUUUUGCUGUCACCAAUUGCCUGCUCCUGGGAGUGAUGGGUUAUGAUCGUUAUGCUGCCAUCUGCCAGCCUUUGUACUACCCCAUUCUUAUGAGCUGGAAGGUAUGUGGUCAACUGGCAGCAACUUGUAUUGUUGGUGGCUUCCUAUUAUCUCUAAUGGGAACAACUUUGGUGUUUAGCCUCCCCUUCUGUGGCUCCAACAAGAUCAACCACUACUUUUGUGAUAUUUCACCAGUCAUCCGUCUUGCCUAUGGUGAAACCUACAUCAAUGAACUGGUUAUCUUCAUCUUUGGGGUCAUUGUGCUUAUAGUGCCCUCGAUCUUCAUCUGCAUCUCUUAUGGCUUAAUUGUCCAUACCAUCCUUAAGAUCCCAUCAGCUGAAGGCAAGCAAAAAGCUUUCUCCACCUGUGCCUCUCAUCUCAUUGUGGUCAUUGUCCAUUAUGGCUGUGCUUCCUUUGUUUACUUGCGACCCUCGGCCAAAUAUACAUCAGGCAAAGACAGGCUGGUGACAGUGACCUAUACCAUCAUUACCCCACUGUUGAACCCUAUGGUAUACAGCCUCAGGAACAAAGAUGUACAGCUGGCCAUUCGGAAAAUGAUUGGGAAGACUGGGUUUCCUCUUAAGAAUUUAUAA